AUGUUGAGGGUGGCAGAAGGCUUCUUUAUCAAAGACCAUGCGGACACCCUCACGCACUUCUGCAUCGGCCUCCUUGCUGGCAACUUGCUGCUUUGUGCCUUCGCCUGUAUGCUGAUGCUGAUCGCAAGCUGCAAGAGCAAGGUCUCGCUGGAAGUUGGCUGGGCCGCGCUGUUGUGUGGGCAUUGGAUCCUGCUGGCCUUCCGCGAGAAGGCCCCGCAUCAGAACAUCUCCACGGGAGCGCUGGCGGAGAUGCUGGCGCCCUUCUUAGACUUUGGACAUGAAAGCGGACGUCAAGACUUGUACCUGGCUUGA
This is a messenger RNA of Effrenium voratum, 312 nucleotides long. The record is from the annotation of a GenBank genome assembly. Lineage: Eukaryota; Dinophyceae; Suessiales; Symbiodiniaceae.